Molecule: messenger RNA, 4403 nt
Organism: Acanthopagrus latus (yellowfin seabream)
Lineage: Eukaryota; Metazoa; Chordata; Actinopteri; Spariformes; Sparidae
Gene: grb7
Product: growth factor receptor bound protein 7
Exons: 16
Coding region: 1441-3006 (521 amino acids)
Biological process (GO): signal transduction
Source: RefSeq, a predicted model, not a curated record
CUGAGAUGCUAACAAGCUAGUCCGAACAGGUGCAGGCUGGAUUCAACCGCGAAUUUGAAGGUCAUACGAAAAGAUGAACUGAGCCGAAGUUAGCCGAAUAUGUUACUGUGUCAGUAUACACUUACUUAAAACUGUGUUUUAGUCGACCGAGCUUGUGUGAGGACAGCAGAGAAUUUUUCCUCAGUUUCUUUAUGAGGUUUGGUGCUACACCUGUGUUAGCUCAGAUUCUAGGCUUCUAGAACUAUCAUAAGUCAGUUUUUUUCAGCUGGACAUCACCACCUCUUGUUUACAGAUAUACAGAAACAUGUUUGGAGAUAUAAACAAAAUGUCCACAGCUUUUCCUUACAUGAGCUUGAAGGGUUUAAAGUGGACUAACUGUGUUCCCUGACACCAGCACACUGUUAUUUCAGAGUGAACAGCACACUCAGGUUCUGGGUUAAUAACUCAGUGAGGUGUAGAUGAUCUGAUAACAAGUGUUUUGUUUCCCCAGCAUGUGUAACUUUAUGACUUUAUGUGCUCCAUAUACAGCAGCAGCCUUAGCUGUCCUACUUAACACUUUAUUGUGGCAGUGUAUUUGUUUAAACUUAUAAAAAAAAUCAGAUGACUUUAGCUCUAAAAUUGAGAUAUUUUAAAACAUCAUCUUGGCUUACAGAGAUUUAAAAAGGUUAAUUUUUUAUAGUGGCCCUGAAGAACAAAUCACUACAGCAAAUAAUAAAACACAACCACAAGUAGGAAAAAACAACAAAUCACAAUGAAUCACAAAACUCAACAAUUAACAAAAAGUACAUUCAAUUUCAGAUGUGUUUUGGACCUCAUGGCCACCGUAUGUUUUACUACUUCUGCCACAACUCAGUGCUGAUUAUGACUGUACAUCAUAUGGGUAGAAAAUACUGCUGCAUUAUGGGCAAGGAGACAGUUAAAGAUGUCUGAAAACAAUCGGUUAAUCAAUUGAUAGAGAUUUUAUUGGCGACCGAUCAAACAAGAGUGCAGAAGCUCCUCUGGGACGGUUUGCUGCUUCUUUGUGUCUCCUGAAUGUUUUUGUGUUUGAACAUCUGAUGGUCAUUAUUCAGAAUUUUCAAACAUUUUAUCGAGUCAUCAUUGAUGAGGUGAUUAAUCAGAAACUAGCACGGAGAUGAUUUGUGAGGAAUGAUUGUUCGUUGCAGGGCUUUAUCUCGUACAGUCAACCUUUCAUUCCUGCCUCGUUGACUUUACACUUGAGGAAACAAUCCUCAGGUUUCGCUGCUUUGUCCUCUCACGUUCCCUGAUGUUCGUGCCUUCCUUUAUCCACACCUACACCUGUUUACACUCUUUUUUCUUUUAAAUUGGAUGCACACCUGCUGUGGAGGGAUUCUGAACUGCUAACUGCUGCAUGCAGGUCUUUGUGUUGUGAGAAAGGCUGCCACCGGCUCUGCUCACCUGCUGCAUGAUCUGCAUGGUAUCAUGAUGGAGGUGGCAGCAGGUCCCUGGACUGAAGUAUUCGAGGGCUCGGAGAGGAAUGGGGAGUCGUUGGGGAGCUCCACUCUGACUCUGGCUCCUCUGGUCGCUGAUUCUCCGUCCAUACGCCGCUCCCAGCCCAUCUUCAUCAACUCCAACAGGUCGAAAGGCGUCGAGUCCUUCUCUUCCUCCGUCCCGUCUAUACCCAACCCUUUCCCGGAGCUGUCGAAGUCUCCGGUGCUCAUCAGCUCACUUCCACCACAGACGAGUGACAAACACUUGAUAAAGGUGUACGGAGAGGACAGCCACAGCAGGUCAGUGUGGGUUUCUCGAGGAGCGACAGCCAGAGAGGUUUGUCACAUGUUGGUCCAGACGGCUCACUGCACCGAUGAGGAGAACUGGGCCCUGCUCGAGGUCCACCCGGUUCUGGGUCUCGAGAGAUGUCUGGAGGACCACGAGGUCGUGCUGGAGGUUCAGGCGACCUGGUCCCUGAAAGGUGACACGAGGUUCGUUUUCUGCAAGAACUACGCCAAGUACGAGUUCUUCAGGAAACCGAUGCUCUUCUUCCCCGAGUGCAUGAUCUCUGACAGCGCUGAUGUCAGCAAGGGAAUGACAUCAUCAGAGCUCAUUCAGCAGAACCUGCUGAAGUCGGGAGCGUGUCCGGAGAUUCAGGGUUUCCUCCACGUGAAAGAGGCGAGCCGUAAAGCCUGGAAGAAGGUCUACUUUUUCCUCCGCCGCUCCGGACUCUACUGCUCCACCAAAGGCUCGUCCAAGGAGCCUCGACACCUGCAGUAUGUGGCUGACCUGGAUGAUCUGAACGUGUACGCGGUGGUGAACGGCCGCAAGCUGUACGGAGCGCCUGCAGACUUCACCUUCUGUAUCAAGCCUUCAAAGAACCCUGUUCGGACUCAGGACCUGAAGAUCUUGUGUGCCGAGAACGAACAGACGCGAACCUGUUGGACCUCCGCUUUCAGAUUAUUCAAGUACGGGAAGCAGCUUCAGUGUAACUACCAAUUAUCCAAGUCGGCCCCUCGCAGCCUGGAAGGAAGCAAACUCCCAGAUGGCAAAUCAAAGUCAGAGGCCAGCCUGGUGGCCAUGGACUUCUCGGGGAAGGCCGGCGGACGAGUGAUCCAGAAUCCGACGGAGGCUCAGAGCGCAGAGAGGGAGGAGGGGCAGGCCUGGAGGAGGAGAGAAGCCCUGAGGUGCAGCCUGCCCAACCUGAACUCUGGAGCCAGACCUUCCUCCAUCCACAAGUCCCAGCCGUGGUUUCAUGGCGGCGUUUCCAGGAAGGAGGCGCAGAGGCUGAUGGAGAAGCAGGGCCUGGUGGACGGGAUGUUCCUGAUUCGUGAGAGCCAGCAGCAUGCUCAGUGUUUUGUCCUGGAGCUGUGUUACAAACUAAAGGCCCGACACUACCUGGUGAUCGCUUGCGAAGACAGCGGCAGGAAGUACUUCACCAUGGACGACGGCCUGACGCUCUUCAUCGACCUCCUGCAGCUGGUGGAGUUCCACCAAAUCAACAAGGGCAUCCUGCCCGUGUGCCUCAAACACCCCUGCGUCUGUGUAGCACUAUGAGUCCUCCGUUAUCCUUCAGUGUGACCUCUGGACCUUCACGUCAAGUCUAAAGUGUGAACCCCGGUCAUCACGUUGCACUGACAUCUCUUUGGCUCAGCUGAUAACGAGCAAUUACACGACUGGAUUAUGUGGCGGAGCGGUUCAAAGGUGUGACGUCUGAGAUAAAGUUAUCAGGGCUGUAAGACUCCUGGGACCUGAGAGCCAGACAUGAAGCAUCACGUCCGUCUCUCCUCUCCUUAGCAUUUUUAAUUAUUUUUGACUCCAUGCGCAGCUCCAGACAGUGGCUGUUUUGUUUUAUUUUUUAUUUUCAAGCUGCCAUCCCUGUGGAGAUGGCUUAAUUAGCCAUGUUGGACUGACUUUUAGCGCUUUUGGGAAAAGAGGACUGUGAACGUGCACUUGGUCACGGCGUGAGGCGGAAGACGUGCAGCGAGAGGAGGGAAACGUUUGAUUGUGGCUCCACCGUGUCUCACUGAGGAACUGAUUUAUCGUGGCCACCAGGGGGCACUCUGAGGCCAAACUGAACACCGGGGUUCACAGGGAUUUUCCAGCUGCAUAUAUAAGAAAUGAACACAUUUACUUACUGAUAUUAAUACUGAAGAUAAUUGUGAUAUUGGAAAUACGAAACUACCCCAGGUUGCAAUCAUGUAGCAUGUAAAUCCUCACUUUUUUUCUUGACUGUGUGAUGUUUUUGUACAUUACAUUCUUAUUAGUGCAUUUUUUUUUUUUAAAUCGCUGUAUUUGCACAAUGAUGGUGACGGGGAUUGUCUUGUGAUGUUUGAACAACCAAAUCUGUCACACAAACACACAUUUUAUGAGGGUACAUGAGAACUUGUUGUAGAUGUAGGUCGAUUUUAUGAAGGUAGUAGCUUAUAAAACUACAGAGGAAGACCAUAAGAUGUAUUUAAAGCUCUAGAAAGAGAUUUAAGUUAAGACUCUUUGGUAACGCUUUAUUGAACAGGUCAACGAUUUCCUAACAAGCUCCUUUUCAGCUGAUGAAAAUACAAUUGGACAUGCAAACAAAUAGUAAAAUAAACAUUUACUUGGGUUUGGAUGGAGCAAAAUAGUCUUAAUACCAAAUGAUUCCAAAGAAAUGGGACAGGAAUAAAGGAAUUACACACCUGUAAAAUAAAGCGUCUUGACUUUUUUCGUUAUUGCUGGUUGUGUAAGCAUGAUAUCUUUUAUUUAGAAUAAUUGCACUUAAACUUUUUGUAUUUUGUCGUAAAGAUCUCGAGCGAAGAUGUCAGCAAACAUACAAACACAGUCGUUAUUCAUUCAGUCCAGCAUUUACUGUUUUUUUUUUUUUUAAUCGAAUAGGUUUUGUUAGUUUCACAUGUGUUGAACGUUUUGCACCCUUUUCACACCUGUUUUAUAUGUUGAAUAAAUGAUUUCAUAUUAAA